AUGGCGGCAGAUGCACUCACCAGGGGGCAGAAAACACCGCGUGGGGACUGCUGGGCCGGCCUUGCGAGCAACGGCGACGACCACCACCACCGCAACGCAGACGCUACAGCCGAGGCACAACAGUCUUUGACGCCGCAAGCUCUGCACGCACGCGCCGCUGCCGCCUCCACCUCUGGUGCCACCAACGCGGAGGGCACGACGCACAACAUCACGCUUCGCAUCUGCACCCUCUCCGGCUUCACGUUGCGUGUUGUGGUGGACCGGCGGUUGCCCGUUUCGCAGCUGGCCGACCGCGUCGCGCAGUACAUCCACGUCCACCGCGCGCACGUCCAGCUGAAGUACACGAAAACGGGCGCCGUGUUCGAUGCAGUGAGUGCGGUGGCGCCGGAGGAGGCGGCGAAGGCGGUGAACACGACGCGCAGUCCAUCUUCGGCGACGACGACGUCGCUGCGGCUGUGCGACCUACCAAACCUCGCCGAUGCAGACGUGUUUCUCGUGCUGCUUCGUCCGCAAGCCACCACCUCCGCAGACCCGUCUCUGCUGUCCUCCUCCUUCCUCCCACCUUCACGGGGGUUCGAUCAGCGCUCUCCCGCUGCUUCCCGGCAGGUGGCGAAGCGUCAGCGGACGAGCGGCGGCGGCAGCGGCCACAGCACGGCAACGCGGAAGUCAGGUGCUGCUCCUGCAGCUUCUGCACCGUCGUCGUUGUCUGCGUCGUCUCCGCCACACCGCACGUCCUUCCCGUCUCCGCUCUCCCCUCGCCGUCCCUCGGCCUCUGCCGCUCGACGUAGCAGCAUCGCCGACAACAACGACGGGAGCGUCGAGGUGGAUCGUAGUGGCGGUGGUGCGGGGGGGUUGACGGCGACGGUGCAAAGUGGAGGGCGAGAGUUCAUGCGGGGCUCGUAUGGGUUUCCGCCUCUCAUGGGCGCUUCAACUGCUUCAUCGGCACGAGCUUCAUCACCGCCGCCACCGCCACCGCCACCGCUGCGAUAA
Leptomonas pyrrhocoris is the source of this 990-nucleotide messenger RNA. RefSeq lists its product as hypothetical. The record is from RefSeq and is a predicted model, not a curated record. NCBI's taxonomy places the organism in Eukaryota, Euglenozoa, Kinetoplastea, Trypanosomatida, Trypanosomatidae. The coding region runs from base 1 to 990 and encodes 329 amino acids. The transcript has a single exon.